AUGGAACAAGAAUAACACUGAAUUUAAAUUCUUGCUUAGGUAUUUCUUAUUCUAUAGCAAUUAAGUAUACUUGAAUGGUUCGAUUAUCCUUUUUUUUUUACGAUAAACGACAACCAAAUUAAUUUGCACAGACAAUUAGUUUAAACUAUUGCACAAAAUCACUCAAGCCAAGAUUUACAGCUUCGUUCAAAGAUCCUGAUACACCUAACCCAUACUGACAUAUUAUUUAACUUGGGCAAUUUCCAUCAUGUCAUCUACAACACCUAGAAUCCCUUCGGGAAGAGCAUCAUUCAUUCCUAGUAGUCCUUUGCCUCCUAUGCCAGUUUCAACCACUUUAAGCACCCCUCCUCUCACACCACCAAAGAACAAUCCUCCGAAACGACGAAAUACUACGAUUGGUGAUGACGAAUCGAUAUUCGAUACAGUAUGGAAAGCAACGUGUAAAACUGGUAAUACAAUCGCACCUAAUGAAUUGUUCAAGUUGUUACGGCUGUUGGAACUAGAUUUGACUUCAGCUAACAGCAGCAAUAACUUCCUCACUAAUGACACAGUUAUCAAACAACGGAUUCUAGAGCAAAUACAGCAACGAAAAGAUAUGCCAAUCACUAAGGAUCGAGCCUUUGAGAUAAUUUCUCAAUGCUUGGAUGAUGUGAAGUUAAUUGAUGUCGAUAGAGGAAUAAUAAUAGGCAAAUCGAACAAGCUUGAUCGUUCACGAAUAUACCAUGAUAAUUUUAGUAAUAUGCUAAGCAAACACAAUAUUAUUGAUGAUACAGAAAGUUUGGAUGAUUAUGAUGACAC
Spathaspora passalidarum NRRL Y-27907 is the source of this 798-nucleotide messenger RNA. RefSeq lists its product as uncharacterized. The transcript has a single exon. The record is from RefSeq and is a predicted model, not a curated record. The annotation marks the transcript as partial. Lineage: Eukaryota; Fungi; Ascomycota; Pichiomycetes; Serinales; Debaryomycetaceae.